Messenger RNA from Magallana angulata, 1509 nucleotides. RefSeq names its product collagen alpha-1(XII) chain-like. Lineage: Eukaryota; Metazoa; Mollusca; Bivalvia; Ostreida; Ostreidae. The transcript is spliced from 9 exons. The record is from RefSeq and is a predicted model, not a curated record. The coding region runs from base 192 to 1499 and encodes 435 amino acids.
GAAUCCGUUUACAACUGUAAGUGCGCAUAACGGAGCAAGAGUCGACGUUCAAGUUUAAAUUAAGAUAAUCUAGCGUCUUUUAAAAAUGGGGUCUCUUGUAUACUAAAUAGUCACAGCUAUGAUGUUAUCACUUUGUCCUGAAUAAGUAAACGUACGCUAAUCAACUUACACAGCGCUGGGUGUGCUCAAUUAUGGAGAUCAUUAAGAAAUACUUCUACAUUUUAUCUUGGAUUUUGCUUUACAUAGGAAGAACAAAGUCCCAGUUUAUCUUCAAUCUCACCGAAUCUACAAGUACAGAGUGUACGAAGGACGCUGAUUUGGUUUUCCUUAUUGACACGUCUAGAAGUCUAGGUCUGCGGGCGUACCAAAAGGAGCUCCAGUUUGUGGAAAGGGUCCUCGAAGGUUACGAAAUUGGCACAAACAGGACCAAAGUAGCUGUCAUAACUUUCAGCGCUGGCAGCAGACUGGAGUUUGACUUCAAUAGAUACAAUACCAAAGCUGAUGUUCUGCAAGGCAUCAGAAACAUUCCUUAUACCGAUGGAAUGAGCACAACUAUUUACCGAGCGCUUGAGCAAGCCAGGCGGGAGGUGUUUGUUCCAGAAGCUGGCGAUAGGCCAAGUUUUAAAAAUUUGGCGGUUAUUCUUACAGAUGGAGAGACCAAUCCAGGUAGCUUUGAUCCUUAUAGCUUUCUAAUGGGGAAAACCCUGACGAGACAAGAAGCCAAUCAACUGAAAUUCCACGGGGUGGAGGUGUUUGGAAUAGGGGUGGGGCACCGCGUUGAUCACGUGGAAAUGGUCGGGAUAUCAAGUGGCUCCAAAAAUUACCUUCGUGUAGGCGACAUUGACGAUUUGGAGUCCUCUAGGUUGUUCAAAAUACUCUUAAACAAUGUGUGUGCAAGUUCCUUGCGACAGCCUUGCAACAACAAACCAGCUGACGUCAUCUUCAUGGUAGACAAAUCUUCCAGCCUCGGCAGCGUCGCCAAUUUCGACAAAGAGUUGUCCUUCAUCGCCAGAUUUGUGGACGGCUUCAAUAUAGGUCAAGGUCCCCGGGAUGUGCGGGUCGGGGUCAUCUCCUUCAGUACAGAUGCGCAGUUGGAGUUUGGACUUUCAUCUUACAACGACAAGUCCAGCUUGCUAAAUGCGUUGUUAAACAUUGAUUUCUCGCUUGGGAAUACGUAUACCCACAAGGCGUUCGAGGUUUUGCUCAAUCAAGGAUUCUCUACAUCUACUCGACCUAGCACUGUGCCUCGCGUUGGUGUCAUAAUGACGGACGGCCAGUCAACUAAUCCCUAUAAACUGGAAGAUAUCAUCAUGAAGGUCAAACUGAAAGGAAUAGAAAUAUUCUCCAUCGGUUUUGGGAGCGUGGACGUGACAGAACUCAACAUGAUGGCCACUGUCCCAGACCACACCCACGUGUUUGUAGUAGACGAUGUCCAUACACUCGACACGGUGCGAGACGAACUGUAUUUAGAGAUCUGCAAUCUGAUUGGACAAUCCUAGCGUUAAAUUA